AUGACUGCAACAGACGUCGAAAAUGCUGCGGCACUCGCUGCUAAGCGACCCAGCGUCUCGGGUGACGAACCAGUUGACAAUGAGAUCGACACUGCCAAAGGGGUUUUGGCCGACCUUCCAGCAUCGAUGAGUAUAGACCCAGUUGCUGAGAGGAAGCUGCUAUGGAAGUUCGAUCUGCGCAUCUUGCCAACAUUGGCGGUCAUGUAUCUGUUCAACGGCCUUGACAAAGGCAACAUGGGUAAUGCAAAGACCGCAGGCCUAGAGGAGACUCUUGGUCUCAAGGGGAAUCAAUACAACAUCCUGCUAUCAGUCUUCUUCAUUCCUUAUGUCUUGUCCGCUCCUUUUUUGGGAAUUAUCGGAAAGAAAUUUGGUCCUUCUCGCGUGCUGCCAUGUAUGAUGUUUUUGUACGGCUCCAUGACACUUCUGACAGCGGCGGCUAAGAACUUCGGAGGACUCUUUGCCCUGCGUUGGUUUGUGGGAGUAGGAGAAAGUGCAUUCUUCCCCCUUGUGAUCUAUUACCAGACUACAUUUUAUCGACGUGGUGAACUCGCAAGACGCCUUGCGAUUUUCUACGCUGCCUCUGGUAUCGCAAACGCUUUCUCCGGACUACUUGCUUUUGGAACGUUCCAGAUACGUGGAGGAGCUUUGGCGCCAUGGAAGUACCUCUUCGUGGUUGAAGGGGCUGGCACUGUGUUGAUGGCAAUCUUCGCCUUCUUCUACCUGCCUUACAAUGGUGCCACUGCCCAUUUCCUCAGCGCCGAAGAAAAGGAGCUCGCCCAUUAUCGUCUACAGAUGGACUCCUCUUCCGUUGUCAAUGAGAAGUUCGUGCUGCGCGAUGCCGUCUCCAUCUUCCGCCAGCCUACUACUUGGGUAGUUCUCAUCAUUGAGAUGUGCGUUGGUGUACCCCUUCAGUCAGUCAACCUGUACCUGCCCGUCAUUAUCAAGCGGCUAGGCUACAGCACGAUUAAGACCAACCUCUACACGGUCGCACCAAAUGUCACCGGCUCCGUGAUGCUACUCUUGCUGGCAUUUAGCUCCGACUUCACACGACUGCGGUUCCCGUUCGUCGCGCUGGGCUUCACCUUCACGCUGACUGGAUUCAUUAUCUACGCCUGUGUGGAUGUCGUUAGCCAGUUGCACGUGGCAUACUUUGCAUGCUUCAUGAUGUGCUGGGGUACCGCAGCUCCAUCGGUCCUGCUUGACACUUGGUUUAACAAUAACAUUGCCAAUGAGAACAAACGAGUGAUGCUUACCACCGUGGCGGUGCCGGUAGCGAACAUCAUGGGUCUGGUGUCAUCGAACAUCUUCGUGAACAAAGAUGCCCCGAAGUAUUUCCCGGCCUUGAUCACUACAGCCUGCUUCGGUGCCACAGGACUAGUGCUUACACUGUCGCUCGGCGCGUGGAUGAUUUUCGACAACAAGCGACGCGAUGCGAGAGAUGGGAAGACGAUGUCGGCGAAGGAGAUUCCGACCGAACUUCUUGCCGAGGGUCCUAGCAGCCGGAACUACAGGUGGCACCUGUAG
Molecule: messenger RNA, 1524 nt
Organism: Phaeoacremonium minimum UCRPA7
Lineage: Eukaryota; Fungi; Ascomycota; Sordariomycetes; Togniniales; Togniniaceae
Product: putative mfs transporter protein
Exons: 6
Coding region: 1-1524 (507 amino acids)
Biological process (GO): transmembrane transport
Cellular component (GO): membrane
Molecular function (GO): transmembrane transporter activity
Source: RefSeq, a predicted model, not a curated record